AUUUAAUUUGUAUACUUCUGUAACUUCUUUAUAGAACCAACCUAUCAUGAUUAGUUGUUACCAGGUACAAAAACAUACUAUUAAAUACUAUUUAAUUUGUGAACAAUACUCAACUAUAAUGUAUUGCAUACAUUAAAUUAUAAAUGAUGUUUCUAAUGAUGUUUCAUAAUGGAUAUUAGAAAAUGUCUCAAAGAAUCCGUAUGUAUAUAAAUAUGUAUCCUUAGGAAUUAUUAGAUAUAUUUGAAAAAAAAAAGAAAAAUAUCUUGCAUCGAAAAGAAAAUUAUCCAUAGAAACAGUAUUGACUUGUUUAAUUUAUUAAAUAGUUAGUUUAUAUAUUGGUUAUUUUUGGGUUUUCAUAACAAUAACACAUUAUUGACGUCAGUGAAGAAACAAAACAAAAACAACAACAACAACAACAGCAACAACAAUCCAUAGAUGACAUUACAUUCCUGGAACUUUUGUAUCCUCUUCUGUCAACUGGUAACUUAUACAGUUUUAUAUAUACAUAUAUAAUGAACACUUAAAAUGCAAGUUGAUUUCAUUUUUAAAUUCUUCAUUUAUAUUUUAUUAUUAUUACAUAUUUAUAUAAUUCAAUCUAUUCCUAUUAAUGAACCAAAUGUAUUUUAUGUAAAUGAUGAUACAAAUGAAGGUCAACGGAUAGGUCGUAUUACACAUUUCAAUAAUAAUCAACAUAAUAAUGCUAAAACCGAUCAUUUCAAAGCUGUUAUUGUACGCGGUAAUCGUCCACCAGCUAUAUAUUUUCGUUUAAAUGAAAAUACUGGUGAUAUCUAUACACGUACUAUUAUUGAUCGUGAAGUAUUAUGUUUAAAACAAUAUCAAAUCAAUGAAAAUUUAAAUAAUAUACAAACAGAUAUAAAUAUUGAUUAUUCUCAAACAAAUUAUCAAUAUAGAUCAUCAUUAUCUAAUUCAAAAAUUAUAAAUCAAUGUAAAUUUACAUUUCAAGUAGCAUUACAUCGUAUAAUAUCAAAUCAACAAUUAAAAAAUGAUCAUACAAUUGAAUCAAAUUAUCCAUAUUUACCCGAAUUUAUUGAUAUUCAUAUCAUUAUUAUUGAUCGUAAUGAUCAUAUACCUACAUUUCAACCAAAUUCUAUGAUUAAUUUAUCUAUACCAGAAUCAGUACCAAUUGGUACACGUAUACAAUUACCAUUAGCUUAUGAUCCAGAUUCACCAGAAUUUAAUAUACAACGUUAUGAAUUAUAUCCUAUAACAAUAAAUGAUUUUGCAUUAUAUAUACAAACAACAGAUAUUAUAUAUAAUACAAAUUUAAUACAACAAAUAACUGGAUUAUAUUUAGAAGUGAAAACAAUACUUGAUCGUGAAUUAUGUGAUAAUUAUAUACUAGAAGUGAAAGCAUUUGAUUCAUCUAUAACAAAUACAAUUCAUUCAUCUAUAAAUGAUAAUCGUAAUAUAUUAAAAAUAUAUUUAACUAUAGAAGAUAUUAAUGAUAAUGGACCAAUAUUUCAACCACAAAAUAAUAUAACACAAUUAGAAUCAUCUAUAGAUAAGUUAUCUAAUACAAUAAUACCAUUAUCUAUAACCUCAUUAACAUCAAUACAAUCAAUCAAUAGAUUAUGUUAUAAAAUUGAUGUAAUUGAAUCUAGUUGGACAAAAUCUCCUAUAUUAAAAUUAAUAACAAAAGAUUUAGAUAGUAUAAAAUAUUCAUUAACUAAAUAUGAAUUUGCUAUCAAUACAGAAUCUUAUAUAAAACAAUUAUUUAAAUUAAAUGAACAUACGGGUGAAUUAUAUUUAAAACAACCAUUAGAUUAUGAAAAACAUACUAGUUAUACAUUUAAUGUAUUAGCUAUUGAUAGUGAAUAUGAUCGUCGUAGUAAAUUAGAUAAUAAUAAUAAUAAUAACAAUAAUAAUAAUAAUUUACAUUUAGUAAAUUCACGUAUACAACAAAAUAAUAUAUUUACAUCUACAGCUAAUAUAAUUGUAAAUGUAAUAGAUAUUAAUGAUGAAAUACCUAUUAUUGAAUUAGAUUAUUUAAGAAUAGAUGAAACAACUGGUAGACCAGCAACAUUUGCACGUAUUGAAGAGAAUAAUGAUCCACCACAAUUUAUAGCUGAUAUUUUAGUUACUGAUCGGGAUACUAAUACACUUAAUAGUCAUGUAAUAUGUACACUAAUAAAUAAAUCAAAUAGAAUACAAAAUAAUAAUAAUAAUAAUCAUAAUAAAACAGAUAUAAUUAAUAAAUCAUUUCAAUUAACUGAAGUUAAACGACAACCUGGUUUAGUACAAUAUAAUCUAUUAACUAUAAGUAGUUUAGAUAGAGAAAUAAAUGGUGCCAUGUUACGUGUAACUAUUCAAUGUAUUGAUUCUGGUGAAAUAAAAAAAACAUCUGAAGUUGAUAUCAUGAUACAUAUUAUAGAUUUAAAUGAUAAUAUUCCAUCUAUACAAUUGAUAUCACAUAAUUUACAUAAAACAACAAAAUUAAAUGAUAAUAUAAUUAAUUUAAAAGAAAAUACACCAACUGGUACAAUUAUUGCUUAUUUUAAUAUAACUGAUAUAGAUUAUGGUGAAAAUAGUCGUACAACAUGUAAACUUUUAUCAAUAAAUGAUCCAUUAUUAUUAUUAAAUAUAAAUGAAUAUUUUCAUAUUGAUCCAAUUACAUGUAAUUUAAUUACACGUAAACCAAUUGAUCGUGAAUUCACUUAUCCACCAUUAAAUGAAAUUGGAUUAAUAAUUGAAGUAAAUGAUCAUGGUCAACCAAUACAUAAAUCAAAUAUAAAUAUUAAAUUAAAAAUAAUUAAUGAAAAUGAUAAUAAACCAUUAUUUCAACAAAAAUUUUAUCAAUUUACAAUAAAAGAAAAUUUACCAAUUGGUGUCAAUGUUGGUCAAUUAAUUAUUAGUGAUUUAGAUGGAGAUUAUGAUCAAUUAAUUGUAAAAUUAAAUAAACAAGAACAAUUACCAUUUCAAUUAUGGAAAUCAAUAAUUACAUCACCAUCAUCAUCAUCAUCAAUUAUAAAUCAAUAUGAACCAAAUGUUAUUAUAUAUUAUUUAAAUACAACAAAAAUACUUGAUCGUGAAGAAAAAUCAAUAUAUGAAUUUGAAGUAUAUGCAAAUGAUAUAAUAGAUGAUAAUCAAUUAUAUAAUCAAUAUAAAUUAUCAAUAAAUAAUAAUAAUAAUAAUCAUAAAACAAGUACAACAGUAUUAGUUACAAUAGAAGAUGAAAAUGAUAAUGAUCCAGUAAUAAUAUUUCCACAACAAUCAGAUAAAAUAUUUAUUAUAUCAAAUUUAGAAAAAAAAUAUUAUCAAUUAAUGACAGUUAAUGCAAAUGAUAAAGAUCCUACAUCAAAUACAUUUAUAUUUAUGUUAGAACAAGAAGAUUUCAUAAAAAUCAAUAAUAAUAAUAAUAACAAUAAUACAUUAAAAACAAUUCAAUCAAAUCAAUUAAAUAUAGAUCAUACAAAAUCAUUAUCAUUAGAUUCAAUAAAUAAAUCACCAAUAAAUUCAUUUUUAGAUAUUGAUCGUAGUUUAGGUACUAUAUAUUUAAAUAGAGAUUUACAACAAAAUGAUACAGGUACAUAUAUUUAUUAUAUAAUUGUACAUGAUAGUAUAAUUAAUCCACGUACAGCUUCACUUAGAUUUAUUGUUAAAAUAGAAUCAAUACCAUCAUAUAUAAAUCAAUUAAAAUCAAAUAAUUUAUUAAAAAAUCAAUAUAAUGAAAAUAUAUUAAUGAAUACAAAAUAUAUAGAAACAAAUAAUGAUUAUACGACUUAUUAUACUAAUAAAAAAUUAUAUAAUUCUUCUAAUUUAUUAUUAUUAUCAUCACCAUCAUCUAUAUUAUAUUCAUCAUCUAAACAAUUCACACAUCGUUUAACUAAUGAUACAAUAUUAAUACUUUCAUUAGGUUUAAUAUUAUUAAUAUUAUUAGCUACAUUAUGUUUAAUUAUAUUUGCACGUCAUUGGUCAUCGAAUUCAACAAUACAAAAUCAUUCUAUAAUAACAUCAGAUAAAAUUCAUUGUUCUAAAUUAUUUUGUUUGAAUACAUCAAAUCAUAAACAAUUAAAUAAUAAUAAUGAUAAUAAUAUGAGAAUGGAUAAAAAAGAAGUUAUGAGCAUUUUACAACCAACACAUUCCCAUUCCUAUUCCUAUUCUUAUACUCAUUCACCAAAUACACAUAAUACUUGUUCACCAAUUAAUUGUAAUAAUAAUAAUAAUAAUAGUAAUAAUACAAUACAAUCAUUAAAUGAUUCAUAUAAACAAAAAAUAAUAGAUAAUGAUAAUAUUUAUUAUCAUGAUUGUAAACAAUUUACAUUAUUACCUAUUAUAACAAGUUCAUUGAAUUCAAUUAAUGAAUUAUAUCCAAUAGAUGAUUAUACAACAUUACAAACAAUAAAUACAUGUAAAUGUUAUACACCAUCAACAAUAAAAUCUACUACAUAUAAUAUAAAUCAUGAUAUAAAUGAUUCUAUUAUAAUACAACCUAUAAAACAUAAUACAUUGCAAUUAAAUCAAUUUACUACUACUACUAAUAAUAAUAAUAGUAGUAGUAGUUUUAAUAGUAAUAAUAAUAAUAAUAAUAAUCCUAUUUCAUACUAUACAAGUUUAUCACCUAGAUUAAAAUCGGAUCAUUUAAUUGAAAAACGUAAAGUAAGAAUUAUGUCAAUGAAUGAAAAUAUUGAUAAUGAAUUAGAGAAAAAUUCUCCUUCUGAAUAUUUAACAACUUGA
Schistosoma spindalis is the source of this 4695-nucleotide messenger RNA. NCBI's taxonomy places the organism in Eukaryota, Metazoa, Platyhelminthes, Trematoda, Strigeidida, Schistosomatidae. The record is from the annotation of a GenBank genome assembly.